Vigna umbellata (rice bean) is the source of this 904-nucleotide messenger RNA. The record is from RefSeq and is a predicted model, not a curated record. NCBI's taxonomy places the organism in Eukaryota, Viridiplantae, Streptophyta, Magnoliopsida, Fabales, Fabaceae.
AUCAACCAGACAAAGCCAAACAACCAAAUAGCCAAAGCACCGAGUUUACUAUAUAUAUAAUAACGUAGCUAUAAUAUACACGCACCUCUUACCAACUCAACUUCCACUCUCGUCAAUCAUCACAGACAAUGGCUUUCACCAAUGUUUUCCUCGCUCCUUCAUUCGCCCUACACGGUGGUAGGGUUUCUGAUCCGCGUUCCAUUCCGCUCCUCUCUCCUCCUUCCGACGUCGUCUUCCGUUCCUCAACCUCCUUCUCUAGGAACGGGAACAUUAUAUUUGCUUCUGCAUAUCAUGUGAAUGCAGUUGGUUCCGCUUCACUGAAAUCCAGUGACAAUCCCGACAAUGUUCCUAUGCCAAUAGUUCUAAUUGACCAAGACUCAGAUUCUGAAGCAACAAUUGUGCAGCUUAGCUUUGGGGAUCGCCUUGGAGCUCUUCUUGACACGAUGAAAGCAUUAAAAGAUCUGGGACUGGAUGUUUCAAAGGGAACUGUCUCUACGGAGGGAUUAGUCAAGCAAACGAAAUUUUUCAUUACACAAUCAGAUACUGGGCGCAAAGUUGAAGAUCCUGAUAUGUUAGAGAGAAUUCGACUUACCAUCAUUAACAAUCUGUUAAAAUAUCAUCCUGAGUCAAGUGAACUACUAGCGAUGGGUGAAGUGUUUGGCAUAAAGUCUCCGAAGAAGAAGCGUAAUGAGGAUAUCAAAACUCAUAUACAGGUUAAGGAAGAUGGGCCCAAGAGGAGCUUGCUAUGUAUAGAGACGGCAGAUAAGCCUGGAUUGCUUGUUGAAAUCAUCAGAGUCAUUUCAGAUGUGAACAUUGAUGUUGAAUCGGCUGAGAUUGAUACAGAAGUAUCUUCCUCUUUGUCUAUGUCGCCUUCUGUUUGCCCCAUUUACCCUUAAGUAACUUU